AACCUGCAGCACAGAAGUAUGUGGGGAGAAAUGGCAGGAAAAGCUGUGUGUGUGAUUUUGUGAAAGCCUGUAGUCAUUCUGGCCUGGGAGUGAAGCUGAAGCUUUUAGGAGAUGAUGGCAGAUCCCUCAGUGCUGGAUCAGCUGACACGGCUGAAACUCAAACUCCUGGAAAAGAGACUAGAAAAUGAACAGGAGAACCUAGAGAAGAUGGAUUUGUCUCUCCCAGCUGCAAGGAACAGACUUCAGGACCUGCUCCAAAGUGCCCUGAGGCAAAGGAGAAAUCUGCUGCAGGAGCUCAGGGAGCAGCACCUUCUGCAAGAGCUUUCACAGCCACCUGCACCAGAUGGGGGACACUGCCAUGACCACAGAGCUGCCCUGCCACAAAUCUACCAGAUCCCUUUUCCAGCUUCUCCAGUGGAGCCACCAAGGAUUAUCCAGCAGACAAUGCCAGCUCAGCCUGCCACCAUCAUCCAGCAGCUGCCUCAGCCCUCCCCUGUGAUCACCCAGAUCCCCCCAGCCCAGCCCUUGGCAGCCCCCCGCCCUGGGAGCAUCAAGGAAGACAUGGUGGAGAUGAUGCUGAUGCAGAACGCUCAGAUGCACCAGAUCAUGAUGCAGAACAUGAUGCUGAAGGCUCUGCCGCCAGCCCUGCUCACACAGCCUGGGGGGGCAAUGGCUCAUGUCCCCCAGCAGGACCUGCAGCUUGCUAUGAAAGCAGAGAGGCCCAAGGUGCCUGUGGUGCACCACCACCACCAUUACCCUCCCACGGGGGUGUUCCCAGUGCCCCCCAGCACAGAACAGCCCUGGAGCAGCACCUCUGCCCAGCCUCUGUGGCCCACAUACUGACAGUACAGGACCCUCUGCAAGUGGACCAGAGCCUUUCUAAAACCAAUAAAAUCCUGCUGUUCUUCCUCAGCCAUUGACAUGUCUUUUUCUUGAGCACUUUUCCCUCCUUUACUUUUCCCCAGAGGACAGGCUUAAAUCCAUGCCCAUGUUAUCCUGUCCUUUUUAGUGUUAUUUAUGACUUCUUGAAAGGCUCACAUGGAGUUUUUAUCAGGCAACACUUUUUCAUGCUCUCAGCAGCCUGGUGUUGCUUAAUAUAGAAAGAAGAAUGAUGAUUUUAUAGCACUUUGUCAAUAUAUUCCCACCUUCUGUUUUUAGAGUGGAGAACAUCUGUACACUGGGUUUGCCUGCUGCAGUUUGUGAGUGAGCCUGAUUAAGAAAACCCAGGGACCUCAAUUCUUCAUUUUGGAAUGAAGAAAAGAUAGUAACUAUCACUGCUGGAAGCUGUCUGUGUUUCAAA
Zonotrichia albicollis (white-throated sparrow) is the source of this 1300-nucleotide messenger RNA. Lineage: Eukaryota; Metazoa; Chordata; Aves; Passeriformes; Passerellidae. The record is from RefSeq and is a predicted model, not a curated record.